Messenger RNA from Malania oleifera, 2008 nucleotides. RefSeq names its product probable serine/threonine-protein kinase PBL17. Gene Ontology annotation, biological process: protein phosphorylation. The record is from RefSeq and is a predicted model, not a curated record. The transcript has 6 exons. Gene Ontology annotation, molecular function: protein kinase activity; ATP binding. Lineage: Eukaryota; Viridiplantae; Streptophyta; Magnoliopsida; Santalales; Ximeniaceae. Bases 327 to 1772 code for a protein of 481 amino acids.
GUUCAAAGCCAAUGACGCCUCAACGGACCAAAACUGGUGAACCAAAAACCCAAAGCUCUCUCUCUCUCUCUCUCUCUCUCUCCCGUUUUCUCCGUCAUUUAUUUUGUCAACAUCUCUUGCAAAGUGUAACGAAGCCGGCGACCCCCGACCGGAAUCCGGGGAAAUCGGCUAGGUGCCGGCUACUUAUCGUAGAUUUCGACGGACGGAGGUUGGAUCCGGACUCAGGAUUGUUGAAUUUGUGGAGUACGUUGAGUUCGUAUCGGCAUUAAUCAACACUCGAAAAGAAAUGGAAAGAUGAAUGUAAGUGUGUUUUCGGAUUCAAGUUGAUGGGGAUCUGUUUCAGUUCUGAACGACAAUACCCACCUCCUCAAGGUCCUCAGCAGAAGCACCAACAAGAAGAACAAAUUCUCAAGAGGAACCAUGUUGAAAUUGGCCACGGAAUCGCUACACCACCCAAAGCAAACAGAGCAGUUGCUACAUCUCUAACGAAACCAUCCCCAACUAAAGCAGAGAGACGAGAACCCCCUGGGAUCCAAAAUGUAAGCAGCGUCCCGUUGGUUUCCAAGAAUGUUAAAGUGCUCCGCCAAAAUCCUGGAUAUUGCAAUGUGGAUAUUUUUACUUAUGCUGAGAUGAAAUUAGCUACAAAAAACUUCCGGCCAGAUCAAAUUCUUGGCGAGGGCGGUUUUGGGAUUGUCUAUAAAGGAGUUAUAGAUGAGCAUUUGAGACCUGGUUUCAAGAACACACAAGUUGCCAUUAAGGAGCUUAAUCCAGACGGGUUCCAAGGUCACAGAGAAUGGAAGGCAGAAGUUAAUUAUUUGGGUCAGCUCAGUCACCCAAACCUUGUGAAGCUCAUUGGGUACUGCUGUGAGGACGAGCACAGGCUGUUGAUCUAUGAAUACAUGGCAUGUGGAAGCCUGGAAAAACAACUUUUUCGCAGAGUUGGUGCUACAUUGACUUGGUCUAAAAGGAUGAAGAUUGCUUUAGAUGCAGCAAAAGGGCUUGCUUUUCUUCAUGGUGCAGAACAAUCUGUCAUAUACCGUGAUUUUAAGACAUCAAACAUCUUGCUGGAUGCGGAUUAUAAUGCAAAACUUUCAGACUUUGGACUAGCAAAGGAUGGACCUAUGGGAGACCAGACCCAUGUGUCAACACGAGUUAUGGGAACCUAUGGAUAUGCAGCUCCAGAGUAUGUAAUGACUGGGCAUUUGACCGCUCGAAGCGAUGUUUAUGGUUUUGGGGUUGUUCUACUUGAGAUGCUCAUCGGAAGGAGAGCAAUGGACAAGAGCAGGCCCAGCCGAGAGCACAACUUGGUUGAGUGGGCUCGCCCGCUUUUGAAUCAUAAUAAGAAGCUUUUGAGAAUCUUAGACCCUAGAAUGGAAGGACAGUACUCAGUGAGAACUGCCUUUAAGGUUGCGAAUUUGGCAUAUCAAUGCCUUAGCCAAAACCCAAAAGGCAGGCCUCUUAUGAGGCAGGUGGUUGAGAUACUUGAGACUUUCCAGACGCCAGCAGAGAACCAGGAAGAGGCUAUGCUUCAAAGUGCAGGUAGCUGUGUGACCCUGUACGAAGUCCCAAAGAGCAGCCCUGACAAUCCUCAAGAAAAGAAGAAAACCGCGAUUAAAAGCCACGGGGAAAGAGAAGUUGGCAUUGGAGGGCUGCAGAGAAGGAGCGAGCCAACAAAUGGAAGGAGCAGGAGUGAGCCUCCCAGUGAGUGUGAUCUGUAUAGCCCAUCUCCUGAUUUCACCUACCCUGAUACAUCUGCUUCUACCAGAAAUUGAAUUGAAUUUUUAGAUUACAAAUAUGGGUGGAGUUGAAACUGUAUAAGAUCCGUCAGCUACCCUACCAUUUCCCCCCCUUUUUUUAAUAUUCUUUUUUUUUUUCCCCGUUUGUGUCUUUUUUUCUCCCCCCAGAUGAACUGAGAUGUCAAAUAAUUUUGUAUUUUAUUGUGCCUUCUCAAAGAGUAGUUCUUUGCCUUGUACAAGUAAUUUGAGUUAUUCAAAAUUAGUUAGAGGAA